Messenger RNA from Vigna umbellata (rice bean), 276 nucleotides. The record is from RefSeq and is a predicted model, not a curated record. NCBI's taxonomy places the organism in Eukaryota, Viridiplantae, Streptophyta, Magnoliopsida, Fabales, Fabaceae.
AUGGCUCAAAACAAGUUCAAGGUGACAAUGAUUUUCAUGGCAUUAAUAAUUUUGUGGCAGGGAUUCCAGUCAAUCCAGGGAAGACAUAUGAAGUCAGAAGAAACCAUCCACCUUCAAAUACAAGGACGCAUUUGGAAGACAAAUGUAGCACCGCUUGAAGUGGGUGUGUCUCCACCAGCGCCACCUUCUGUGGCGGCUCCCGGUCGAGAUGUUGAUAAUUUUCGACCCACCGCACCGGGUCAUAGCCCCGGAGUUGGACACUCUGUUCACAAUUAA